AAGUGCUCCCUUGCUGCCUGCUGCCUGCCGGGGCAUCAAAGCUGAAGGUAUAUAGUUAUGCGUUGUGAAAAUUGGGUAGGGUUUGAGGAUUUUUCCUCUGAUUUUUUUUUUGGAAUGUUUGAUAAGAGAAGACUUCAUGCGAAUACCGAUAUUGGUAUGAUGCGCAGAGAUGUCGGGUAUAUUAUCUACGAGUCCAGAUAAUGGUGAUGAUCCGAAGUAUGGAGGUGGUAUGAGAAGCGCGGAGGUAAAGACUGGGGAGGAGACGGCUGGUGUACAUGGGGAGUUGUAUGUUGCGUGGACUUCGAGGCCGCGGCGUUUGGCGGCUCCGAGGGUAGAUGGCGCUCGUCGAGAGAAGGUUGAUGUUGAUGCUGUCGUCGUCUUCGGACUCGCUGAUCGUCCGCGUGAACCGCUGGGUUGGCUCUGCGAUCACCUCGAUCGGAAUGAGGGCGAUUCUCGCAUUUUGCACUUCGGGUAUCAUCCGAGCCAGGUCCUCACGCCGGGGCACGCGAAUUUCGGUAUCAAUUAUCUUGCGGAACGACUGCUUGGGGAGUUGGUGGAGUUACGGGCUAGUGGUGUGAAACGUCCGAUUAUUUUCUUCGCGUUUGAUGUUGGAUGUGUGGUUGUGAAAAAGGCACUCACGAUCGCGGCGAAAACGAAGAGUUUGAAUGGCGAGGUUUUUGAUGCGUGCCGGACACUUGUGUUUUUUCACUGUCCGAAUCGGAGUGUAAAUGCUCUUGACAUGGAAGAUAAGCUGGCUCGUCUUCUCUAUGACUCAAGAAGUCAGGUUAGGCCUCAUGUCGCUGCUCUCCCUGGCCUGGCGGCCUCGAUACUGGAAAUCAACGAGUCGUUCAUAGCGUCGAAAUUCCUGCUUCGAAGCUACAUUGUUAGCAUCCAUGAUGAUGUUAUGCUGGGGUUCGAGGCUUGGAGGGAACUUGAACAUCACAUGUCAGCUUUGGGAACGCCAUUCGAAUGGCGUAUAUUUUGUCACCGACAGACGAACGUCUUUGUGUCUCACCUUCUGCGGUGGCUCCGGGGACUCGAAUCAAUGCCAAUACUUGGAACAGAAGCCUCCCUCGCUGCGCAGUUCCCAAAGUUGCCGUUUGACGGAGAGCGCGCUCUCCUUAGUCUAGCCACGCCUACGGAGCCGUUCAUCGUGGCGGGCCAUUCCGCGGCUCGCAUUGAGCUGUCUGACGUAUACUCGCAAUGGUUCGACUACUCGGGAACUCAGGUCCUCUAUGUGUAUUCGGGUAAAGACAACAGAGAACUCGUUCGACGGACCUCUGAACAGGUAUUCUACCAUCUGGCAGACCUGCCGCCGCGGGGAAAUAAAUUGCUACUAGUUAUGUAUUAUUCUUUCGAACAUGUCGACGCUAGAUCAUGCUCCUUGUCUAGUAUGCUUUGGACUUUCUUGUCACAGAUUACUUCUCAAUUUCCUGAGAUAAGACAUUUCAUACCCUUCAUGCUAGACCGGCUUUACGAAGAGCAAGCAUGCACUGAGGCGGAUUUGCUCGGUUGGCUCGAGUUCUUCAUAGCUCGCUUCGACGAUAUCCGCCUUGUCAUCAACCAUUUCGAUGACUGCCUGGAAUCAUCGCGGGACGCCUUCGUACGGUUUGUUGGACGAAUCGCAAUGAAGAAUGACAGGCCGAUAAAAGUCUUCCUAACUAGCAGAAAACCUGCUACAUUACAAGCCGAGCUCUCGGAGUGGCCAAGCAUUGAUCUUGAUAGGGGUAUUAAUCCGCGAGAGACAGAAAAGGGGGCAAAUCUGCAUCACGACGGACGACGCCAGAAACUUGAAUUAGCGCCCGAGCCAUCUUUUACAGUCCCAAUACGACAAGUUGUGCAGUCAUCCUCCACCACACCUGCUGCCACUGAAGCUGCUGACUCCUUAGCGCUAUCCAUUUUGUUGGAGCAACACCUUCAGCGGAACCUCACUACACAAGAAAUACUGCAGGAGACUACCCGAGGUUCUUUAGAGAUCUACAGCUUAGAAACAGUUCUCGAUCGUAUACUCCGGAGCAUACCGGAUCAAAAGCAGGCACGGAUAGCAGUUGCUUUCCUCCUAUUCGCAACGCGACCGUUGUCGACCAAUGAGUUCGCGACGCUCCUGUUCCUAGGGAGCGUUGUGGACAAUGGGGAUCAAGCUUUCCCAUUUUGGGAUCUUGUUGAUCGAUUCGAACGGCAGAGAAGAGCUUGGUUCGCUGGUAUUACUGUGAACAAGCACAGCGGGAUUCAAUUAGCACAUCCGCGCCUAGCAGAGGUGCUUCGAAGACCUGAGACACCGGAUUCUCCACGCUAUUUCUGGCAUGAGGUUGCGAGAACCGCGCAUUAUGAUAUGGCUCAUAUCUGCUUAGGCUACCUUGCUCGGGAUAAAGUCAAAGAGGAGCAAAAUCUAUUGUCCGAGAAGCCAUUCAUUGUCGAUAGCGACUUGGGCUUCAUCAGUUAUGCGGUUAGGUUCUGGCCGUACCACUUCUCACUUGCUCAACUUACCUCGACUGAAGACGAAAUGAAAGACUUACGACGGAGAAUGGAUGAGGUUGACCUCAGCCAAUGGUCAAGAACUCUUUGGCUGUUGUCAAACCCCUUCUGUCGAAGCAGAAAUCCCUGGACGUCUCCGAUCCCAGCCCUCUUUUAUCUAGGUUAUCAUAACAUUCUUCAACCGAUCAGCCCUUCAGAUAUCGCACUGGCGAUAGAGGAAGCAGCCCGAGUUGGUAACACUGAGCUUGUUAAUAGUCUUCUUGGAGCAGAAGAGGACAAGUUAUCUGAUUCUGUUCUUCUCGAGAUUAUAAAAGCUGCGAGUUCAAGUGGAAACGAGUCUUUGACUUUAGAGCUAAUCGAUCGCCUCUCACCCGAGGGUCGCGGUCAAUUAUUGGAAAGCGGACAGACUCUCCUUUUCAGAGCUGCACGACUUGGUUUAAGUCACUUGGUAAAGAAACUCAUUGAAAUUGGCGUUUCAGUUCACCCAGAGAUUCCUUACUCCAAUGGCACUUUCGCGACGCCACUUUGUAUAGCUGCUGUUGCGGGACAUACCUCAGUCGUGGAAAUCUUACUGGAUCACGGAGACGGUACCGAAUUUCAGUCUCAUCUCCAACGCACCCCGUUAUCUCUAGCAGCAUCGCAAGGGAAUGCCGACGUUAUCGAAUGUCUCACGAAGAAAGGCAAAGCGAACAUUGAGCACGUAGACGGCGGUGAUGACGUCCGAAAAGGAACUCCGCUCCUUAUCGCGUGUGAAUGGGGGAAUCCUCUUGUAGUCGAGAAACUGAUAGAAUUAGGUGCAGAUCCUAACAAAACCGACGAUAAUGGGUGGGCUCCGAUUCUGGUAGCCGCGACAUUUGGGUAUCGGAGGACUGUGCGGACUCUACUAGACCACGGCGUCGACAUAGAGACGCCAGGACCCAACGGGUACGGGACGGCUCUAAGAUACGCACUUGCGAACGGACGUGUCGAAGUCUUCCGCAUGUUGCUCAGCCGAGGUGCGAAUCCUGCUAGUUCGACAUUCCGCGAGCCGCUCUUGUAUGAGCUCGCCAGCCACAAUCUCCCAAUGACCAUCGGGAACCGCAUCGCCCUGGCCAAGCUUCUCCUCGAGGAGCACCAAGUGGACGUGAACGCAACAGGCAUUCGAGGCAGGACAGCGCUAAUACGGGCUUGCGCGAGGUCGCAAACCAGAUUUGCGACGUUUCUGCUAGGGUAUGGCGCAGAUGUAAAUCUGGCUGAUAAGAAUGGGUACACGCCGCUCUUUGAGGCUACUGAGGCGCAGAACUUGCACCUUGUUGAAGUUCUCCUUGAGAAAGGCGCUGAUGCGAAUGUGCUGACUUCGACAGGGGAACUUUCACUGCAUGAAGCUCGCCAUUCGCCUGAUUUGACGCGGUUGUUGGCUGAACGGACGAGAGAUGUCGAUUAUCCGUGGCCGAAGGGGGUCACUCCGCUAAUGGCUGCCGCAUCAAAGGGGUGGACACAGUCUGUCAAAGUCCUACUCGAGCAUAAAGCCAACAUCAAUGCAGUCUUUACCAGCGGAGACGUGUGGGUUGGCUGGACGGCAGUUAUGUUCGCUGCUUUCUUCCACUACGCAGAUAUACUCCUGAUCCUAGCAGAGCACGGGGCAGAUCUAAAGAAGGCGGGCGCGGACGGUGCUAGCGCCCUCCAUCUAAUCUUCGCAUCACCUGCGUCAGAAAAUGGAAGAGAAAUCGAACUGGAGUGUCUGGAUGUCUUGCUGGAGUUCCGGACGCGCAUCAAUAUCGACCAAUUGGGUGAAAACGGCGAGACAGUUCUACAUCGGUGUGCGCAGCGCGGCCAUCUGCGGGCUGUGCAGAAACUCGUCAGGGCCGGCGCCAACCCCAAUCUUCAAGAUAAAUCCGGCUCUACGCCGUUGGCUGUUGCUGUAUGGGAUGCUAGACACGAUGUCAUAUCGUAUCUCCUCGAACACGGCGCCGAUCCGAAUAUCGCUGGAGACGGUCUUAAUCAUAAAGAGGGUCCUCUGCACCGGGCGUGUCGUGACUCUGACUUUGCUGUGGCAAAGAUGCUGGUUGAGCAUGGGGCGGACGUCAAUCGCGACUCUGUCUCUGGUCAUGGGACGCCUUUGAUGGCUGUUUGUUUGCCGUAUUCUAAAUAUCUAGAUGGUACCGAUAAGAUCAUCUACCACCUCUUAGAACUGGGUGUAGACGUUAACGUCAGGAGUCGUUACGUAGGUAAUCCCCUGGCCGCAGCUGCUUUGGCUUGCCGCCCUGAAAUUGUCCGCGCCUUGCUGGAUAGGGGAGCAGCAUACGAUGGCGAAGACGAGAUGAGGAGAAAGCCCAUUCACUUUGCAGCCCUCAAUGGCGAGGAGAAUUUCCGGAUCAUUGAAGAGAGAGUCGGUAACGAGAUUGGAGCAUUUGACGUCCUUGGCCGCUCGGUACUCCAUUACGCUGCGCAAGGGGGUCGGUUGCGGGUUAUCAAGCGCAUCUUCGAGUUAUUACCAAACUUGGAUGUCGACACACGCGAUAUUGAUGGCUGGACUCCGCUGUGCUGGGUAGCCAGAGGAACGACCAGCUGGAUUUCCGAAGAUCGCGCGAGCGAACCGACUGAUCCUGUGGGCGUAGUCAGAUACCUCCUCGAUCGAGGCGCUGAUUGGGGUAUCAGCUGCAAAGUUGGCGACAAGAACUGGACUCCGCUGGAGAUAGCUAAAUAUACCGGAGCACCGGAUGAGAUCAUCGCUCUUUUGAAAGAGAAGCACAAGUCUGAUCCUCCAAGCAGCGGUGCAGGCGAUAUUGGCAAGGACGUCAACGACGUCAACACGCCGCCGAAGGGUAUGGCUAUAGAAGGAGUCACUUGCGAUGCUUGUCUCUGGGAGAUCCGCGGUAUCUACUAUAUGUGUAAAGUAUGUUGCGACUUUGCGCUAUGCGAGAAAUGCUGGCCCCAUCGCGACAUCACACACAUUUUUGAGUCGCCUCAUGAUUUUGAAUACAUAGAUGAGGAAGCAGAACACAACGCCCAUGGGAUAUUGAGCGAGGAGCGAACAACUGUUGACACCGGUGUUACUCCGGCUUCUUCUAUUACUUAGACCUCGUAAGGAUGGUGACGACAGCUUUGGUAUCUGGUCUGAUACAGUGAUGAAAGACAAUAGGUCCUCGUCCGUUCAGAAUAGCGUCUGAGAGCUACUGUGAUACCAGGUGUUGUGGAAAGCUUCAAAGAAUACACAAUCCAUUCACCAGCUAUACCCAGGGAGCUUUUCUUUGUCUCGAGUUACCUGUCUUUAGUUUAUCUAUGCCAUUCAUGAAUUGACCUUGCCUUGGAAACACGAAC
Xylaria bambusicola is the source of this 5775-nucleotide messenger RNA. Its product is annotated as ankyrin repeat-containing domain protein. NCBI's taxonomy places the organism in Eukaryota, Fungi, Ascomycota, Sordariomycetes, Xylariales, Xylariaceae. Gene Ontology annotation, molecular function: protein binding; zinc ion binding. The transcript has 11 exons. The record is from RefSeq and is a predicted model, not a curated record. Bases 170 to 5533 code for a protein of 1787 amino acids.